Molecule: messenger RNA, 1198 nt
Organism: Halteromyces radiatus
Lineage: Eukaryota; Fungi; Mucoromycota; Mucoromycetes; Mucorales; Cunninghamellaceae
Product: ceramidase
Exons: 6
Coding region: 318-1148 (276 amino acids)
Biological process (GO): ceramide metabolic process
Cellular component (GO): endoplasmic reticulum membrane
Source: RefSeq, a predicted model, not a curated record
UUUUUUUUUUUUUUGGCCUAGAUGCUAUUACAAGAAUGAGCUUGAUAUGGUAGUUAUUUUUUAAAUAAAGAAAAUUACCAUUGUAAAUGCAAUCUAAUACUCCUAUCAUCACGACAACAUACACUUUUGUUUGUAUGUCCCACUGUCAAUUUCUUCUUUCACCCCUGAACACACUGACAAAAAAAAUAAUAGCGGAUGUUAAAAUACAAUCCUCAUGCUCAUAGCAAAAUCAAUCAAGCCUGCAAUAUUUUUUUUUUCUUUCGCGUUUGUGUUGUUUCUUUCUUCCUUUUUUAUCUUCACUUUCUUAUUUCUUUGACAUGGAUUCUAUACCUCAAGAUAAAUAUUUUUGGGGUCCAGCGACAGCAACUAUUGAUUGGUGCGAGGAAAACUAUGCCUUAUCACCUUACUUGGCUGAAUUCAUCAAUACAACCACAAACUUAAGUUUUGCUUUUUUAUCACUUUUUGGUAUGUAUAAAUCUCUUCAAAAUGGUUGUAGCAAGUCUUUUAUUUUGGCUCAUCUCGGUGUACUUUUGGUUGGCUUUGGAUCUUGGUGUUUCCAUAUGACUCUACAAUAUGAAAUGCAAUUACUGGAUGAACUACCAAUGAUUUAUGUUGGAUGUAUUAUGGUUUAUUUCAGUGUAGAAGUGUAUAGCAAAGCAAAGUAUGGAAUAUCAUUGGUUUUAUUUCUCAUGGGAUACUCAGCAUUUGUUACAUAUUCAUACCUGAUUAUCAAUGAUCCAGUUUUUCAUCAAGUGGCCUAUGCUUUGUUGGUGAUUACGAUUGUAUUUAGAUCAGUGUAUAUUGUUAGACAUCUUGAUCGUACUACUUAUCAAUAUGAACAUCCUCGUUUGGUACGUCUAUUAAAGUUAGCAGCAGCUGGUUUUAUUUUGGCUUUUGGUAUAUGGAAUGUUGAUAAUCAAUUCUGUUCUUAUCUAAGACAUUUCCGUACAACAGUACCUUAUGCUCUUGGUGCUUUAUCUCAAUUACAUGGUUGGUGGCAUAUUGGUACUAGUCUUGGAGUUUAUUACUUUACUGUCUAUGUUGAAUGGAUAUGCAAGAUCUUGGAUGAUACGAUAAAACAAAAAUAUGAAUUAGUAUGGAUUGGUUUCAUUUGUUAUUUACGCCCUGUUAAAUCUCAUCAACAAUAGUUUAGAAAUAAAAGUAGAAAUAGUUUGUUUUUUUUUUAAAAAAAAAAAAA